AUGUUCCUCCUUCUUUACUUCGUUGGCACUGCCAAUGAAUUAAUGGCAUUUCGCUUUGGCCAACAGGCACACGGAAAAGGCGGAGCACACGGACGCGAAACAUCCCAUUAUCAACAAGCGGCUAUCUUUGAGCUAGGCGCCAUGAUUCUUCAAAAUAUGUUUGGUGCUCUCUCAUUUCUACGCUAUCAAAAAGACGACGACCUUGUUGAUCGUCUUUCCUAUUUUUACACCUCCUCAUUUUUAAUUAUGAUGGCUGUUUUAGUUAGUUUUAAACAGUUUGGAGGUCGUCCCCUUGAAUGUUGGGUACCUGCUCAAUUUACCUCUUCAUGGGAGGCCUACACCGAAAUGUCAGAAAAUACUUACUUCGUCCCCGUAGACGAAGACAUUCCCGAAGAGAUUGCAGAAAGAGAUUACCGCAAAAUCUCUUAUUACCAAUGGGUGCCUUUCUUUUUGCUCAUCCAAGCCUUUUUGUUUUAUGGCCCAUGUUUAAUUUGGAGGUUAAUGAGUGAUAAAUCUGGUAUCCGUUUAAAUGAUAUUGUACAAAUGGCAACGGAAAAGGAGAAUAUUGAACCAGAAUAUAGAAUGAGAACAAUUGAAUCACUUGCUAGGCAUAUUGAAGCAGCUCUAAGGUACCAACAUACAGCCACAUCCCGCACUCAAUACACACUACAUCGGGUAUUUAAAUGCUUUAAUCUGCGUUAUUAUGAAAGCUACGUGACUGGAAUGUAUUUAGCCACAAAAGUAUUUUAUGUUGGAAAUGUUCUCACAAAUUUAUUACUUGUAAAUAAAUUCCUAGAAACUAAUAAUUACAGUAUUUAUGGUCUUGGUGUCCUUUAUGAUUUAUUACUGCUUGGCAAGUCAUGGACACAAUCAGGCAUUUAA
Messenger RNA from Meloidogyne enterolobii, 882 nucleotides. Lineage: Eukaryota; Metazoa; Nematoda; Chromadorea; Rhabditida; Meloidogynidae. The record is from the annotation of a GenBank genome assembly.